AUGGGAAAUGAAUCGUCGGUUACCUAUGGAACAAAGCUUUUGAACGAUAUAAAGGUUGAAUGGAAGAAUGUGGAAACGCAGGCCAAAUUGCCAUCUCGAGACGGCCAUUGUGCAGCGGCGAUGGCAAAUAAACUUUACGUUUUCGGAGGAGUUCGCUGGCUUUCCGAUAUCUCCGAAUCAACAGAAUCGAACGAGAUACUCGUUUUCGAUGUUGGUAAGCUGUUUUAACAAUUAAAAUAAUUGUAACUUACGUGAAAAUUGUUGUUUUGAUCUGUGUCUGCAUGACACGGUCGAUUUUAAUCGAUGCAAAUAAGGUAGGCUUUAUGUCCUGUUAUAACCUUUUUUAUGUGCUGAUCAUUUCCUUGGGUGUAAGUAUAUGCAGUAAAAUGCACUACAGUGUAUACUACGGUGGCCCACAACUGUCACGGCAAAACUAAAAACCUCACGGCAAAAACAAAAUACCUUACGGCAAAACCNUUUCGAUGUUGGUAAGCUGUUUUAACAAUUAAAAUAAUUGUAACUUACGUGAAAAUUGUUGUUUUGAUCUGUGUCUGCAUGACACGGUCGAUUUUAAUCGAUGCAAAUAAGGUAGGCUUUAUGUCCUGUUAUAACCUUUUUUAUGUGCUGAUCAUUUCCUUGGGUGUAAGUAUAUGCAGUAAAAUGCACUACAGUGUAUACUACGGUGGCCCACAACUGUCACGGCAAAACUAAAAACCUCACGGCAAAAACAAAAUACCUUACGGCAAAACCGAAAACCUCACGGCAAAAACAAAAUACCUCACGACAAAACCAAAACCCUCACGGCAAAACCAAAGACCUCACGGCAAAACCAAAUACUUCACAGCAAAAACCAAAUACUUCACAGCAAAAACCAAAUACUUCACAGCAAAAACCAAAUACCUCACGGCAAAACCAAAGCUAUUUUGUUUUUGCUGUGAAGUAUUUGGUUUUGCCGUGAGGUUUUUAGUUUUAGCUUAUCAGCGAAAUGUAGAAACCAUACUAUAGCAACCAACAAUGCAUUUAAAGCAAAUACAUCUUUGCUUUCCCCCCUAGAUUCACAGUCUUUGAGCAAGAUUGUAACUGGUGGUGAGUUGCCAUCAGCCAGGUCUUCUGCUGCAAUGGCGGCUGUUGGAAAGAAACUGUAUGUUUUUGGUGGACUUAGCAGAGACAGUGGAUGGUUUAAUGAUCUGUAUGCUCUUGAUACAGGUGAGCAUUAGUACACUUAAUGUGGCAGGAGACUUAGAAAUUGUUUGAAUUAGUUUUAACAGACUGGCAAAAAAAUAUUAGGGAGAUCAUAUAUUAUAGCUUAGACCUUUUAUGUCUGCCUAAGAUAGGAUAAUCUUUAUUUAAACACAUGACAUCAGUGAGCCUGAAGAAGGCUCGUUACAAAAAUGUACGUGUAUAUGUAAUGUACGUGUAUCAGUCUUUUUCCACAAACUUCUAAUUCAAUGAAGUUGGGUGAUGCUACUAUUAAGGUCGAGGCCUGUCGCUCUUCCCAUUCCCAGUCAAUUAUAAUUGACCAGGUAAGGAUAAGGGAGGCAAGGCCAAGCAUCAUACAACACUGCAUAGUGACACAGCAUCAUAUGUACUGUAAAGACAAAGGCCUAUUACCACUAGCAUGAUCCUAUAAGGUUUGAUUUUAGGACCCUUGUUGUCGAUCCAGUGACCUUCUGCUAAGUGGACCAUAACAGAGGUGUGCUGUGCUGAGGUCCUACAUGCCACUGUCAUCAAUCACAAACUUAGGGUGUUUCAUUAUAGACUGAUUCAGUUCCUUUUUGUCACCAAAUUAAUUUUGUAAUGAGCCAACUGGUUUGUCUUCUGCCAAUUUUGAUUUGAAUAUUGAAUGGGGGACAGAUGUUAAACAAUAUUUUUGCAGCUGAAAACAUCUAAAUGCAGUGACUUAGUGCUUUAAAUAUGUAUUUUUUUACUUUGACUUUUUCACCAACAAUCGAAAGGUGUAAAUAAGAGUAAUUAUUUAUCUAUACGUAUGUAGGGUUGAGCUAGUACCCAUGUGGCAAAAUGUAAAGGAGUGGAAAUCAAAAAUAGUCAAUCCCCUUUAAUGGUUACAUUGUAAAUCCCUAUACUUUGCUUUUUUUACUUCAGAAACAAAGCAGUGGGAAAAAAUUGAAUGCAUUGGUGUUCCUCCAUCCCCGCGUGACAAGUUAACAUCUGUUGCAAAAGGAACCAAGAUUUUCUUUUUUGGCGGAUUUGGCCCUUUGGAGGAUGCAGAAACUGAAGAUCAAGAAGGAGCAGCGUUUGGGUGGUUCAAUGAUCUCUUCAGUUUUGAUACUGGUAUGCACAUAAAUUUUGUUACAGUAGGAUAGAUCUUUCCUGGGCACUAAUGCAAGAAUUCCAGAAUAUCAAUGCUGUCACCAAUGGCAGAUCCAGACCUUCAGAUAAGGGGGGGUGGGGCAGUCAUCCAGACCCUGAGAUAAGGGGGAAGCCUGGUCUUUCAGGCCUCAGUUUGGUCUACAAAUAAGGGGGGCCUGGGCCCCUCCCCUGGAUCUGUCACUGGUUGCUUAGGGCCUGAUGGAUUAUGCCUGGUUAUAAAAAAUGUUACACCCAGCUUCUCGGGUAGAAAAAUAAUGAAUAGCUGUCGUUGUCAAAUCUCCAGUUGUUUUUUCCAUAUUUUUCUCUCCUAAAUCAAACAGAAUUGAUAUUCCAGACAUAUACAAUUUUUUACCCCACAGACACUCAGUAAAAUUUUUGUGGGGUAGAGAUGGGUGCCAAAGGGGAUCAGGUGGAGGUCAGUCUUCAAAGUUGAUUCGAAGGUUUAUCGGUAAACAUUUAAAUGACAAGUCUGCAGCUAUAAACUGAAUUGACAUUCAAGCAAUAAUAGUUCUUUUGUGAGGAAGUCAAUUCAACUUUUAAUUUGGUCCCUGUUAUUAGUUUGGAGUGGGUGUCUUUUAUUAGAUUUUUACUCUUACGAAUAUUAACAAUAUUUUUCAGAGAACUGUACAUGGGAAAAACUAUCCCCUCCAUUUACUGGGUGCCCAACACCUAGAGCAGCUCAUGGAAUGUGUGCUGUUGGAUCCAGAAUUAUUAUCUUUGGAGGCAGAGACAGUGUUGGCAGGAAGAAUGAUCUCUUUAUUUUGGAUACAGGUGANAAAGGGGAUCAGGUGGAGGUCAGUCUUCAAAGUUGAUUCGAAGGUUUAUCGGUAAACAUUUAAAUGACAAGUCUGCAGCUAUAAACUGAAUUGACAUUCAAGCAAUAAUAGUUCUUUUGUGAGGAAGUCAAUUCAACUUUUAAUUUGGUCCCUGUUAUUAGUUUGGAGUGGGUGUCUUUUAUUAGAUUUUUACUCUUACGAAUAUUAACAAUAUUUUUCAGAGAACUGUACAUGGGAAAAACUAUCCCCUCCAUUUACUGGGUGCCCAACACCUAGAGCAGCUCAUGGAAUGUGUGCUGUUGGAUCCAGAAUUAUUAUCUUUGGAGGCAGAGACAGUGUUGGCAGGAAGAAUGAUCUCUUUAUUUUGGAUACAGGUGAUUGAAAUAAAGUUUUCACUCAUUAUCAGUUGACGCACUUGUAAAUUAAGUGAUAUUUGCAAGUCGUUUUAAGUUGUGUGGGGCCUAGUAUACUUAGUAGGCGGUUCAUGAGGACCACUUUCAGGUACAAUAUGAAAUCUGGGACAAUCUAAGGCUAGGUAACCUACAUGUAUGUCAUGAAAGCAUGGCAGACAUAUUUUGUAAAACUAGGCUGUUGAUCCAUUCAAAAGGGGCCUAAGCAAUCCUGGAACAUUUGGGCACUGUCACCCUGAAAGAAUUUCAGUGGAAAUAACUUAAUGGAUGGGCUUGGGUCCAGAAUUGUUUUUGCCACCAACCAAGAUCUUUUUUUCUUAUCAUAACCUUUAGUGAUGUUUCCUUUAGUUGAAAUUUUUAUUGUAAGAUAGAUUAUUUAAAAUGUAUGUUUUUUUAAACAAUGUCAAAUAAUUCUUUAAUUCCUUUUGUUAAGUAUUAUUUGUAAAAUACAGGGCCCCUAUGGAUACCAGCCUUAAAGCUGAUUGGACCACCCUGUUGAAAAUGUAAAUUAAAAUGAAACAACUAGAUUUUCUUUCUAUAUAAAUCCUGAUUCUUCAAAUUUAGGUUGAAUGGGUUAUUUCAAUAAUAAUUUUCUCUCAAGUAGCAUUGACAUUUGGAAUUUAAUAAUUUUUAGAAACAAUGGAGUGGAUCCCAACACCAACCACAGGACGACAACCAGAGCCUCGUUCUUUUCACACAUGUACUGCUGUCGGCAACAGAGUAGUUGUUUUUGGAGGAAGAAGUUCAGAGAAUGCACAUUUCAAUGAUUUGCAUAUAUUUGAUGUAGGUAUGUAAACACAAUGGUUCAUUUGAAUUUAGAUUUAGAUUUAGAUUUAGAUUUAGGAUGCUUAAACCAUAUUGGCAUGGUAAGGCCACCACUUGCCGUGAUUUUGUUACAAAUAGUUAUAGUGAGUCCUGGGACUCAUCUUGUGAAAAAUCACGAGUCCCUGUCCAUACCCAGUUCAAAAAAACAAGGACUCCUAAAUUGAAAAUGCUUGGGCCUUCGUGUAACCAGACAGUUAAUCUGGAGACAGAGGCCAAAACUCUUUAUUACAGUUUACUGAAAUUAAAAUGUAGUCCUUCUAUAUACUAGAAGCACAAAAAAGACUAACAUAAAUAUGCAUCUUUAAACAACAGCCACAGAAAUCACACAAACAGGAUAUACUACCAAAAAAUCUUCAAAUCCAUCGAUUAUUCUUUGCGUCCUAUGGGAUGCAUCCCAUGAAUUAUUUUGUGUCUUUGCAGCGGAUUUUUAUACAUCAUGGACGCAGGCCGCAGAGGUAACAGAAUCACUGCACUUGAUUGCUACCAGAGAUUGUUGCAUCCCUGGUGGUUCAGUAUCACUUUUUUAUCCAAAACGUACAGAAUUUUCCUUCUACACAUACCUGAACUUCGAAAGCUGUAUUUAGAAACAGGAACAAACGCCAGCAUAUUGCACUUCUUGUGAAUAACUUUUUUGGUAGUUAUGGGUUUUGCCGGGUUGCCAGAUAGUUACCAGAAAACUGCCAGACUAGCUUCAGACAGAAUAUUUUGGCAAAAUCUCCAUUGCCAGUAGGAAAGAUAAUAAAUAUUUUAUGAUACAUUACUGUUUCUGCUUUAGCAACUAGUGAAUGGCUUCAGCCAUCAGUAUUGGGAAUAAAGCCCCCUGCCAGAGGAGUGCAUACAGCUACACUUGUAGGAAACCAGUUUGUGCUCUAUGGAGGUUCUUCUGAUUUUGAUGCCGAGACAAUGCAGUGUCAAGAAUUUUAUGGAGAUGUUCAUCUUAUAGACAAAGGUGAUUAAACAUUUUAAAGAUUAAAAGCCCAAAUGCUAAUUAUUUAAAUUUUCAUCUGUACAUCAGGGAUAGCCAUUGAGAUCUACUCCCCAACAACUUUAAUGAUUGUUAAACUCUGGGAUGUGAAACCACUUCCAAUUAGGUAAAUGCAAGAAACAAAUUUGUAGUCCUUUGUUCUGUAGAAAAAAGAAGUGAACUGUUUUAGCCACCCUUCCACCUUGUGACUUUCCUUGGGUUCCCAUGGUCUCUUGUUUUGUAAAACAACCCUUGGUUACCGUGUUUCAGAUAAAAAAUACAAGCAGUAAAAAUGUCUCCCAGCCCGCAGUUCUAAAAGGUGCUUCACAAAUAUUUAAAAUUUAUCAUAAUAAACUUACUAUGGCCAAGUACACUAGUCAAUUCAAUAAUUUACUCUAUGAUCUAUACCUCUAUGCCACCCACAGACCACUUUGUAAAUUUUUGGAUUUUUUUUUGCAGAACAACUUUUGUCUGGGAACUCCCUUGGCCCAGACCCUAAUGAUGUCCCCCCUGUCAUCCCACAAGGUGUCACCAGCCAAGUUGCUAACAUCACAGAAUGUGAAACAAUUGAAGAGGAGGACAGUAGUGAAUAUGAAGAGUCAUCAGAUGAACAACAGUGA
Messenger RNA from Porites evermanni, 5926 nucleotides. The record is from the annotation of a GenBank genome assembly. Lineage: Eukaryota; Metazoa; Cnidaria; Anthozoa; Scleractinia; Poritidae.